This is a messenger RNA of Stomoxys calcitrans (stable fly), 667 nucleotides long. It is a transcript of the gene RpL40, whose product is annotated as ubiquitin-ribosomal protein eL40 fusion protein. Gene Ontology annotation, cellular component: ribosome; nucleus; cytoplasm. Gene Ontology annotation, molecular function: structural constituent of ribosome; ubiquitin protein ligase binding; protein tag activity. The transcript is spliced from 2 exons. The record is from RefSeq and is a predicted model, not a curated record. The coding region runs from base 112 to 498 and encodes 128 amino acids. Gene Ontology annotation, biological process: modification-dependent protein catabolic process; translation; protein ubiquitination. Lineage: Eukaryota; Metazoa; Arthropoda; Insecta; Diptera; Muscidae.
ACGCGACUAUAAGUAUUAGAACGUCAAAAAAAUCCCGCCAUCUUGGAAAUUUCCCUUUUAUUUUCCUUUUUAACUUUUGAACAGCAUUUGACUGCACGUUUCUGAAGAAAAAUGCAGAUCUUUGUCAAGACCCUAACCGGUAAAACCAUUACCUUGGAGGUAGAGCCUUCCGACACUAUUGAAAAUGUCAAGGCUAAAAUCCAAGACAAAGAAGGUAUCCCACCAGAUCAACAACGUUUGAUCUUUGCUGGCAAACAAUUGGAGGAUGGUCGCACCUUGUCAGACUACAACAUUCAAAAGGAGUCGACUUUGCAUUUGGUACUCCGUCUUCGUGGUGGUAUCAUUGAACCAUCUCUGCGUAUUUUGGCUCAAAAGUACAACUGCGACAAGAUGAUCUGCCGUAAGUGUUACGCUCGUCUCCAUCCUCGUGCCACCAAUUGUCGCAAGAAGAAAUGUGGACACACCAACAACUUGCGCCCCAAGAAGAAGUUGAAGUAGACUAUUAUAAUACCAAGGCAUCAUUCAUUGUCGCUUCAAAUGCUGUGGGAGCAGCUGUCAACAAGCUCCCUUAUUUUCUAUGUAAACAUUUAUUUCCCGUUUUUUUGAAAUAGUUUUAUUUCUUUGGACUUGAGACGAAUAAACAAAGUUAAACUGUACAGAAAUCCAA